This is a messenger RNA of Fusarium redolens, 904 nucleotides long. RefSeq lists its product as uncharacterized. Bases 69 to 575 code for a protein of 168 amino acids. NCBI's taxonomy places the organism in Eukaryota, Fungi, Ascomycota, Sordariomycetes, Hypocreales, Nectriaceae. The transcript has 3 exons. The record is from RefSeq and is a predicted model, not a curated record.
AUCUUGGGGUAUUGACAUAUAUAUCAGAGCCUUGCUAUUGCCAUCCAACACAGCCUGAAAGCGCAAAUAUGUCGCUCAAUGGAAAUCUCGAGAGCUCAUCGAUUUACAUCGCCAUGAACAGCCGUCCUUCUCCAAGACAAUAUCACUGGGGUUUAAUUAUAACUGAUCACUCUGGGCGGCCUGUUCUUCAUCACGCAUCGAACCUUGAGGGACCUUGGAAGUACGAGGAGAAACAAGGCAACUCAGCCAUAGAUCUGGCUAUGAUUGUAAUAGCAAAAGUUGCCAGUGUAACGAGCGAAACACGCGCAACGCAGGUCGUCCAGUCCGUUCCUGCAGAUGGCGAGCCGUCUCAACGAACCGGGGAGACUUUCACCUGUCGAAUCUGGGUUAAGGAUGCUCUUGUUAAACUCCACGAUAGCGCGGCUAUUUUCCUUCCCAACGAUAUUUAUACCAUUGAGACCCAGGCUAUAUCAUAUGCUGAAGAGUAUGCUGCUGACAGCGAGCAAGGCAAAGGGACAGCAGUUGUAAAUGAUGCCUUUGGAGCAAGUUCGUCGCAGUCAAUGGCAGGCGUCUAAACAAGUGGUCCAGGAGAGAUUUGUGAGACCCUAUGCGAUACUGUACAGCCUGAAUGGCAGCAAUAACUCGGAGUUUGUUGUUUGUUGUUGAUAUUGUAACCAUCCCAAGACCGACCCAGCCGGUCACUGAAUCGCCGAACACCCGCUGAGUAACCACGGCACUUACAAAGCCCAUGCUAUAAGGAACUUAUAGCGCAUAACCACUUUGACAGCGCGGCAUUUGCCGGUAAUUAAGGUCGCCUCACUGUUUCGCUCUGCAUGGUCUCACAACGCUCAAGUUCAGACGCAACACAUACGCUCAGAGUUGGGACCAUGAAUGAAUCAAGACU